Messenger RNA from Pseudogymnoascus destructans, 1905 nucleotides. RefSeq lists its product as uncharacterized. NCBI's taxonomy places the organism in Eukaryota, Fungi, Ascomycota, Leotiomycetes, Thelebolales, Thelebolaceae. The transcript is spliced from 3 exons. Gene Ontology annotation, molecular function: rRNA methyltransferase activity; histone H2AQ104 methyltransferase activity; RNA binding. Gene Ontology annotation, cellular component: box C/D methylation guide snoRNP complex; small-subunit processome. Bases 1 to 1905 code for a protein of 634 amino acids. Gene Ontology annotation, biological process: box C/D sno(s)RNA 3'-end processing; rRNA methylation. The record is from RefSeq and is a predicted model, not a curated record.
AUGGUUAUUAGCGGGUCCCAAGCGAACCUUGCGUCGAGAAUUGUCAGCCUCGCGCCUUCCACCCCACGCCUCACCACCAACGACAAUCAAACAAGGUUGCAGCUUCGGUCCUCGAGUUCAUCUGCCUCAAGCACCAGACCCAAUUGUUUGACGCAUAGACGAAGCGCCACAAUGGCCACGGGAAACAUGCAUCAUUCUUGGGGCAGCAAGAACCAGGCCCCUUCGCAAACAGUCCAUACCACUACCGCCCUCAACCGCUGGUCUGUGGCGGACAAACAGCUACCUUCGGUGGAUAAAAUCAAAACGAUUCACGUCUACGACUUUGACAAUACCCUCUUCAACUCCCCUCUACCGAACCCGAAGAUAUGGAAUGGACCGACGAUUGGCCUCUUUCAGACCCAGGAUGUCUUUGCAACUGGAGGCUGGUGGCACGAUGUCCGCAUCCUCGCAGCGACAGGCGAAGGAGCCGAGCUCGAACAGAAACGUGGGUGGGCGGGCUGGUGGAACGAACAGAUCGUGCAGCUGAUACAAUUGAGCAUGCAACAAGAGGAUGCGCUCACCGUUCUUCUUACCGGGCGCUCUGAGCACGGUUUUGCGGAGUUGAUAAACCGGAUGGUGGCGAGCAGAGAGUUGGCAUUCGACAUGGUCGUACUGAAGCCCAAAGCAGGGCCGAACAACCAGCGAUUUGGCAGCACGAUGCUGUUCAAGCAAGCCUUCCUUGAGACACUGAUGGAGACAUAUAAAGUGGCCGACGAGAUACGCAUCUACGAGGACCGAGUCAAGCAUGUUAAAGGCUUCAGGGAUUUCUUCAUGGACUACAAUAAACGUCAAAACGGCAUUGGCGGAUACCCAACGCGCGGUCCCAUAACAGCAGAGGUUAUUCAAGUCGCAGACAGUGCGACGCUUCUCGAUCCAGUUAUAGAGGCCAGUGAGAUCCAGCGGAUAAUUAACGAUCACAACGCCGCCGUGACCAAAGGCACGGCUGCAGUGCGGUCAAAACGGUUGUGCAUCAAGGAAACGGUUUUCUACACGGGCUACCUAAUUACGCAGCCCGACACGCAGAAACUACUGAGUCUAGUUCACCCUCCGCAAAACAUGCCCGAGAGCGAGCUCAAGUACCUGGCAAAUAACAUACUCAUCACGCCGCGUCCGGCGCCAAAUUCGAUUCUGGACAAAGUGGGUGGCAUCGGUAACAAGCUUCUCUGGGAAGUGACUGGUACAGCUAGUUUCGAAUCGAAAGUCUGGGCCUGUUCUGUGCGUCCCGUGCCGCAGUCCUCAAAGUUCUACACUGAGAACCCGGUACCCAUUGUUGUGUUGGUAUUGCGCAAGGGCGCGCGUCCAAUUGAUGCUGCGAAGAUACAAAACUGGCAACCAGUGCCACCUGAGAAGCAGUUUAUUUUUGAGACGACAGUUGGAGAGAAGGUGCUGUUACGCGUUGAAGAAGAGGAUAAGCAGGAAGGCGAGUACGAAAGCCUGUUCCCCAAUAAGUCGCAUAAGCGAAAGCAUAUUAAUGACGAUGGGGUGCCACGGGGCCCCAGCGGGCGUGGUGGACACAGAAAUGAUCACCGAGAUGGAGGGGGUAGAGGUGGGAGGGGAGGUUUUAAUCAACCGCGGCACCAGCAAGGGCGUGGAGGAGGAAGAGGUGGAAGAGGUGCAGCACCUGCUCCUGGACGAGGGAGAGGACGAGGUGGUCACGACUAUCGGAGCCUAGAUGACGUUGGAAGUCAAGUGCAACAGGGCCAUGCUGCAGGUAUUACAUACGAAGACUUCCCAUCAGUACCAACGGCAUAUCAAAGGCAGCAGACCGAGGGUCAAAGGAUGAAGCAAGGCGAAUAUGGUCGGGUGCCAUCUGGUCCACAAGGACAGGGGAGAGGAGGUGGAGGAGGCCUGGGACAGUAUUACUGA